AUGGGAAAAUCUCACUCAAAACGAUCUCCAAUCUCCUCUCCAUCACACACUAAUGGUUCUUUUACAACGACAAAGAAACAAACAUCCCCAUCGUUGAUAUCAACCAAUUCUCGCUCAAAUAGCUUUCUUAAUAAAAGAAUUUCAUCAUUUUCAUCAUUUUCCAUGAAAUCGUCACCAUGUCCACCAUCGGGUAGCAUAUCAACCGCACCAAAUACGCCCGGUACUUUACGUAGUGUAUUUAUAGACUCUUCGGAUUAUUAUAAUAAUAAUGAUUUAUGUAUUCAUGACGUUCAAUUAUCAGAAUCCCCUUCAUCAGAAUAUAAGUACAUCAAUGGUAGACGUUUUCAUAAUAUUGAUUCGGUAAAGUAUUCCUUACCAAAUGAUGAUGCCGAAAUGGAUAGAUUAAAAUUGCAACAUUAUUUAUUCCGUUAUAUCUUUCAAGGCAAUUUUUCUUCUCCUGUUGAAGAAAUAUUGAAGAUUGGUGGUACUGAAGUAUUAGAUUUAGGAUGUGGACCUGGAACUUGGUUAUUUGAAAUGGGUGAUAAUUUUCCAAAAUCGAACUUUACCGGCGUCGAUUUAACAAAUACCUUGUCAGGAAAUGAUUCUUUUCAAUUUCAAAAUGUUACAUUUGUUAAAGGAAAUGUGUUGGACGGUUUGCCUUUUAAAGACUCUACAUUUGAUUAUGUAUUUAUCAGAUAUUUAAGUUUUGGUUUCACUGAACAGGAUUGGAAAUAUGUCAUAAAUGAGAUUAUUAGGAUCACCAAACCUGGAGGUUGGUUUGAGUUUAUGGAACCAGAAUUUAAAUUACGUAACAAUGGUCCCAUAUCCGAAUAUUUGAAUGAUGCAAUGAUAAAAUAUCUUGACUCACGAAACAUAUGUACUAACAUAACAACAAAGCUGGAACAAUUUUUAAUGGACACUAAACAAGCUAAUAAAUUAUUUCAUGAUGAAAAACCUUCCAAUUUUGGUUCAUGUAAUGGACGAUUCGGGGAAUUGGCUUGCAAUGACUUUAUUAUGAUCAUGCGUACAAUAGAGCCUCGUUUAUUACAAAUUAUUGAGACAAGUAACGAAGAAUUUGAUCAAUUAUUACAAAGUAUACCUGAUGAAAUGAAUCGAUUUAGUCCAUUUUAUAUAUGCCACCGUUAUUGGGCACAAAAAUUAUUUCUUAUGUAA
Messenger RNA from Funneliformis geosporum, 1173 nucleotides. The record is from the annotation of a GenBank genome assembly. NCBI's taxonomy places the organism in Eukaryota, Fungi, Glomeromycota, Glomeromycetes, Glomerales, Glomeraceae.